Molecule: messenger RNA, 1189 nt
Organism: Cuscuta epithymum
Lineage: Eukaryota; Viridiplantae; Streptophyta; Magnoliopsida; Solanales; Convolvulaceae
Source: the annotation of a GenBank genome assembly
CUGCCGUUUGUUUUCGUUAAAUCCGUAUUUAGAUUCCACUGUUUCUCUAAUCAUCGUCACCGACUUCAUUCUGAUCUGUGGGCUGCGCAAGAAACAGAGUACUAAAAUGUGUGGGACUCUCGCCGCCGAUUACCAGCUCCGUGAAGAGAUUGGCCGCGGAAAUUUCGCGAAGGUUUACCGCUGCUUCUCGCCGUCCACCGGCGAUUUCUUCGCCUGCAAAACCAUUAAGAAGAGCCUCGUCGCCGACCGCCGCUUCUUGGAGCAGGAGCCCAAGAUUCUCAUGCUGCUCGCCGGCGCCCCCAACAUCCUCCGCCUCUUCAAGGUGUACGAGGAUGAAGAUUCCGUCCACCUCAUCACCGAGCUCUGCGACGGCGAAGACCUCUACGAGCGCGUCUCGCGGGGGCCAAUGCCGGAGCCCUCUGCCGCCAAGAUUUUCCGGCAGCUCAUGUCGGCGAUCAGCUGCUGCCACCGCGCCGGGAUCUCCCACCGAGACGUGAAGCUGGACAAUGUGCUUUUCGACUCGGCGGGGAAUCUGAAGCUCGCCGACUUCGGGUACGCCGCCGAUUUCAGGGGCGGCCGGAUGUCGGAGUUUGUGGGGACGCCGUACUACGUGGCGCCGGAGAUUCUGAUGCGCCGGGAGUAUGACGAGAAAGUUGACGUGUGGAGUGCCGGCGUGAUUCUGUACAUGAUGCUUGCCGGAGUUCCGCCGUUCUGGGGCGAGACUACGGCGGAGACGUUCAAGGCGGUUUUGAGGGCAAAUUUGGUAUUUCCCACGAAGUUAUUCCGGUCAAUUUCUCCGGACGCGAAAGAUCUGCUGAGAAAGAUGAUCUGCAAAUAUCCUUCUAAGCGCUUAUCUGCAGACGAAGUAUUAAAACAUCCAUGGAUGAUCAAUGGUGGAGAGACAGAGCAGAAGGAGAGCUGUUUGAUUUGUUAGAUCAAGGCUUUUUUCCAUCCAGUAGUUGAAGUAUAAUGUUCAAGGAGCUGACCUUGAUUAGUUUGGCCAACUCCAGUCAAAGGGGUGAAGCACUUUUUUUUUAACUCCACCCUCACUAUCAUAUAUGGUGAUUUUAACAUUCUAAUUAUGACUAGUAUUGUACCCGUGCGAUGCACGGUACAAUAAUGAUACAUAUUCACUAAGGUUUUGCUAUUUCAAUGUCUGGAAAAUACAAACUUUAUCUAAGUAAACAAA